AUGUCCUCAAUCACAUCGCAUACGCCAAAUUUAACUAUAGAAACAUAUCAAGCUCAUAACGGUAUCAGUGCAAUCGUUUCGGAGACGCUUGGUGUUGGAGAUAAGGUUGGCAUUACGAUUUGGGAAACCGCUGCGGAAGGCCUUUAUACUGGAAGCUCUAAAGGAUCCGCGGAUUUAGGGGUUCGUGUCAUUAAUAAUCAAGGGACGAUUAAUAUUCCGUAUGUUGGUAACAUCAAAGCAUCAGGGCUUUCACCUGAGCAGCUGCGACUGAAUUUAACGUCAUUGCUGCGUUCUAAAUCAAUAGAUCCUCAGGUUUCAAUAAGAGUCGAGGAGCGGUUAAGCAAAAAAAUCAUCAUUCAAGGCUUGGUUACAAAAGCAGGUUUUAUUGAGUUAUCAAGUAAUCAAAAUAGCUUGUCUAAUAUUAUCGCCCUCGCUGGUCCAACAGCUCAAAACCCUGAUUUAACUGAAGUUAUAGUUGAGCGCAAUGGAGAGAAAAUCCGUAGAAUUUUGAACGAUAUUUAUACGACUCCAAAUGCAAAUAUAAAUUUGCUGCCAAAUGACAGUGUGGUGCUUCGUGCAUUAAGCCCAAGAUUUACAGUGCUCGGUGCCACUGGAAAGCAAAACUUGGUUAGUUUCCCCAAACUGAAUUUAUCGUUAUUGGAGGCGGUUGCAUUGUCAGGUGGUUUACAAGAUGAACUGGCAAACCCUGAAGGUGUUUAUUUGCUUCGUGCUGAAAGUCAAGACAUUGUGCAACAGCUAUCUGCAUCAGAAAUGGUUGGUAAAGUUGGAGCCAACUCAUCUGUGUUACCCGUCAUAUAUGAACUUAAUAUGAGAGAUCCCAAAAGUUUAUUUGCGGCUAAAAACUUUGCCAUUCGAGAUGGAGACACUCUUAUUGCAACGAAUGCUUCUUUUGCCCAAGUUCGAAAAGUGUUAUCAGCAGUUUCGGAUGUCACCAGUUUGACACGAGCCGCAACAGCAUUUUAA
This is a messenger RNA of Daphnia magna, 984 nucleotides long. Its product is annotated as capsule polysaccharide export protein BexD-like. The transcript has a single exon. The coding region runs from base 1 to 984 and encodes 327 amino acids. Gene Ontology annotation, cellular component: membrane. Gene Ontology annotation, molecular function: polysaccharide transmembrane transporter activity. The record is from RefSeq and is a predicted model, not a curated record. NCBI's taxonomy places the organism in Eukaryota, Metazoa, Arthropoda, Branchiopoda, Diplostraca, Daphniidae. Gene Ontology annotation, biological process: polysaccharide transport.